ACUAGCAUGCACACGGACACAGUGUCGUAUGUUGGAAGGCAAGGAAUGCACGAAAAUGUCGGCAGCUGGCCUCAUCCAAUCUGGGCCAGGAUGGUCAGGACCUUGAAGGGAACGCGCACACGCCGAGACAAAAACAGUCAUGGCAGGCAUCGCUCUUGUGUGUGUGCGUGCUUACGUCUUCCAGCGCCGUUUUCUCUGCUUGUCGUUGCUGCUUUCGUGUGUCAUAGUUGGAGAGAAUGAAGUCACAAUUCGGGCGGAUGCUCGUGCUGUACUUGUCCAACGCCGACACAUCCUGCAAGCAUGAUACAUGACACAUGGCACACACAGAUAGACAGCCAUGGGGCCGACAAUAAAUGCCCUCUGUCGAUCGACCCACAAUGUAGCUAUAUGUGCACCAACCAACCCCGCCUCCCACUUACCUCCUUUGUCUUGUGCAGUUCCUGUUGCUUUGCCAUUUUGUUUUCCUCACACUGUGCGAUCUCCUGGUCCUUGGCCGCUAUCGCCUCGACAGCCAACUGCUCGGCCUCCUUGAGCUAUACGCAUAGAAGGCAGGACAGGCAGGACACAACACGACACGUAUAUGUGCUGGGAUGCUAUAAGUGAUCGACCUGUUUGAUCAUGGCUUCAUAUGCCGUCCUGGCGGCUUCCUCCUCGCUCUCGGCCGAUUUGAGGCUCGAUUCGGCCUGAGUUAAGUGAAGCAACAGGCAGACGAAUGGGCGAGAGAUGUAGAGACCCACAGCAACAGCCAAUAUCACCGACUUCAUCGUACAGAAACUGAAGUGUGGAGAUGACAGUUUGGGCGUCCGACUCGCCUCCUGCAAGCCGAGAGGCAGACAGUGUGGCGUCGGUCUCAUCCACCGAAUCCUCCCGGGUCAAGUCUUUCUUACUGUAUGUGGCAUCGAGUGCGUCAGGUGGUGUGUCAGGUGGCUGCUCGACCCCAUCGAUGGGCUGACCCAUCGCCACACGCUGCUCACGCCGCUGCAGCAACAGCUCACUCUGUUGCUCUGGAGGAAGACAAAGGUACAAGGGUUUGAUUGGAUGGUCAUGUCAUGGAUCCUUCCAUUUAUCUAUCCGUCGAUUUAUGGUACGUUCUUGUGUCUAUAGUGUGUCGUAGAAUGCCUUUAGAGUCUUGACGGCUUCUUGUAGCAGCUCCAUUGUCUUCUGGUAAUCUGUACGUACAAUGGAUGGAUGGAUGGAUGGAUGGAUGGAUGGAGACCUGGUUGAUGAUGUGUGUGUGUGUUUGUACCCAUCACCCCACCCGCGUGCCUGUCGUACCUUUGACAUCUUGCUGGUACUGCUCAUACAUGGCCUUGCGAGUAGCCUCGGCCGACACUUGCGCCUCUCGGUUGCUGUCGAGGGCGGCCACUGCAGCCGACCUCUCGCCCUCCUUCUGCACAUACAUACAUACAGAUAGGUACGUACGCAUCAUAAGUAGGGAAGACACCAGUGGAUCGGAUCAUCCCUCAUACCGUCCCGAUGUCUCCCUCUAUUUGGUCUAUUUGUGCUUCCAGCAGUGCCAUUUGUGUCGUCAGAUCGGCACGGGUGGAGUUGUUCUGGAGAGGGUGAGGGCAAAGGUAGAUAUGUGCGUAUUCUUAAUGUCUGUCGGUGUCCGUUCGGCUGACCGGGCUGUAUUCUGUCUCGCACCAGCUCUUGGCAUGGUCGUCCUGGCAGCGCAAGGCAGGCACAGACAGACGAAGGCACUGGUCUUCGUGCGUGUCUGCCUGCCUGCCUGCCUGCCUUCUACCUUUCCUUGAUCUUUGUCGAGCACUGUUUGCAUCUUCGUUAUCAUCUUUUUCACUUUGUCCAGCGGGCCGCCAGCCGCCAAUGCACUCGCCAGCUGGGAGAAGGCACGCCAUCCAGAUCUUGAGAGGAGGGCGGCAAGCUGAUAUAUGGACAGGCGAGAGCAUACAGUAUGCACGCGCCAAAUGGUGUCCUGAUUAGAGCCUGCGCGACUGACCUCGUUUCUGGUUUUGUCUUCUGUGUGUGCCCAGGUGUCGAGUAGAGAAAGGGUGCGGCUGGACUGGUGGGGGCUGGACUGGUGGGCGCGGGUGAGUGUUCUAAUGAGCCUGUGGGCAUUGUUGCGCUGGAUGAGCAUCAUGUCGCCGCCCCCCAUCGACCUGUUUGUGCAUAGUGAGUGGCAAAGGAGCAGGCAUUUGGCGCAUUUGUCUGUCAUGUGUGUGCGUGUGUGUACUUGGAGAAUGCCUGGUAUGCCUCGUCGCUGCUGAGUAUAGAGACGGCUUUGCUGAUAGCCGCCUCCUCGUUGGCGCGCUUCAUCUGCACACUCAUACAUUGCAUAGAUGCAUACACACACAUGAGCGGUCCGGUGUGCCAUUGUGUCUCUUGUGCCCACGGUCGUUUCGGCAAACACGUUGGCCUGGGAGUUGCAUUGGUCCUUCAAGGUGGCCAAAGUUGACUCAUCUGCACCACCACCAGCCAGCAGUUGGAUGGCUCUCUCGUACACAUAAUGCAGAAGGAUGGAUGGAUGCAUUCACACCUGUUUCAAGGGCCUGUGUGAGGCCAUCAAGCUCCCCCUGACUGUCAGAAGACUCCCCCAAACUGACACACGCUCACACGCACACACACACACACACACACACAUAUACACAGGAGAGAGAGAGAGAGAGAGCCUCUGCGUCAAGACUGAGGGUUGCCCACUGGUUGAUGUACCCACCGUGUGGCCAUGUCGGCUUUCUUGGAGGCCAGAAUCGCGCUCAUCUCGUGAUGGGCCUUCUGAAAGAAUGCUCAUACAGACACGGGGCGGUCAUCACAUCACAUCGCACCCACCCACCCACCCACCCACCCACCCAGCCGGGCAUCUAUCACGCACCUGUUUGAGUCUCAUGAAUGAGUUGUGUGCCGUCUGUGCCUUGUUCUCCCUCUCGGUGGCGGCAGAAAGGUCUUGCACGAAUGUGUCGUUCAUGUUAGACAAGAUGCCGAUGAUCUGUCCAGACUGCGGAUUGUAUGUCUGCAGGUGGGGGGCCACAGAUGCGCCAGACGACACAAAUGACAGCACCACCUGCACAGCGGACAGAGACAAAGAAAAAGGCAGAUUCGGGGGGAGAGCAUUCAACGCAUGUCGGUACAGUACAUGCCUGUUUCUGUGCAUCGUCCAGGAGCUCGCUGACGGCUCGCAGUGCCCCUUUGGCUGCAUCCGUGAGGCCUCUCCUGGCCAAUGAUUGCGACCUCAGAAGGAAUGCGGGCGGCUCCUCGUCCAUGUUCGUCAAGGUCGCAAUUGCCUGCGCCAGGCUGCUGAUGUAGGCCUCCGUGUCUGCAGACGACGAAACACAGGCAAUACAAAUGAAUGGAUGGAUGGAUGGAUGAAUGGAUGGGUGCAGAGAUGGAUGCAGUGCAGGCAGCCGGGUGUCUGUGUGUGCGUACCGUUUUUGAAGGCCAUGUAUUCCUCAUACUCCUUGUUUCUCAUGGUUGCAGCGGCGUUGCGCGCCUCUACAUUGCCUUGUAUUUGUUUGGUGAGAUCAGCGAUCUCCGUCGACAGUGUGCCGACGUCGGCCUUGGCCGCACCCACAGAUGCAGACAGCACCGGGAUGGUGUCUCUGACGGACGGCACCACCACCAAUAGAUAGGGCAACAUAGAUUGAAGUGUAUGGGACUUUCUUUCAGCAAAGCCCAUUCUCACUUUGCGUGUUUAAUGUGUGUUUCCUUCUGCUCGAUCUCUUUGUGGCAGAAACACUUGAACUUCUGAUAGGUCGCCUCCUCAUCCUUGCCUGAAGUGACAUUCGUUUCAACCAAAUCAACCAAAGAGCAUCCCGAUGGGGAAAACCGCCUCCUUCGAUCUAUGUACCUUUUUGCCUUGACGACUGCAGCAUGCCCUCAAGAAGGGAGAUGACGUCAGCCAUGCCUCGCGCCUUCUGAUGCCCAUGCGCAUGGGAGCCGCUGACGGCCGCCACCAAUGGCAGCAGCAACAAAGGCACCGACAGGAGGCUUCUCAUCCUGCCGACCUGCUGAUACACAGGCCCUGGACAAGAAAACGCCGCAGAUCUUCA
Vitrella brassicaformis is the source of this 4001-nucleotide messenger RNA. The record is from the annotation of a GenBank genome assembly. Lineage: Eukaryota; Vitrellaceae.